CGUACUUAGCCGCCUGGCGUUGAUGAAAAGAACUACUACGGAUACAUCACUAGCAAGUUAGGCCUACUAGCUGUGGCGUUUGUUUUUUGGUUGGUUGUCAUGUGUAGUCGGUGUAGACAGUGGUGGUGAUUAACUCGUGCGCUAGUCAUUAGCGUAGAGUUUCAUGUAGUAGCAGAAGGAAAUUGUAUGGUUGCUGCCUCAUGCAGCGAGCCUUCGUAAAGAUCUCUGGUGUUUUGUUGCGGCAGCGAAAGCGACGGGUGAGCAAGGCAACGGCGAGAGAACCGUAGGUGGGCGCUUUUGAUGCAGAAGGGAAGCGCCUCUUACUACGACCGCUUGGACCCCGUGAAACGCCCUGCUUCUGGUGGUCCAGAGGAUCUGGGACAGCAUGCGCCUCGAAGAAUGGCCAUUAUGAGUGAAAUUGAGGAACAGGAGCGGAAAAUAGUGAAUGAAUUCUGUCAUUUGCUGGAAAAGUCCAAACAACUCUUCAACGGUCUGAGGGACCUUCCGCAGUAUGGGCACAAGCAAUGGCAAGCUUACUUCGGAAGGACAUUUGACGUAUAUACGAAAUUAUGGAAAUUUCAGCAACAACAUAGGCAAAUUUUGGACAUUAAGUAUGGUUUGAAAAGAUGGCAAAUAGGAGAAAUUGCCUCGAAGAUUGGACAGUUGUAUUACCAUUAUUACCUGAGAACAAGUGAAACCAACUACCUGAAUGAAGCAUUCUCAUUUUAUGCGGCCAUCCGUGCCCGAGGAUAUUACUCUAAGGCGAGCAAAGAAGAGAGCUUGCCCUACUCCCACCGCUCAGAUUUGAUGGUGAAAAAAUUGCGUUAUUAUGCUCGUUUUAUUGUCGUCUGUCUCCUGCUCAAGAAGAUGAAGCUUGUGCGUGACCUAGUGCGGGAACUUGCCAAGCAGAUUGACGACUACACUGCCACAUACGAGCCAGAGGACCAGCUGGAAUGGUCUCUUGUGUUGGGCGAGAUAAAGUCUUUUAUUGAUGCUGAUAACCUGGUGAAUGUGGUGGACCUGGACUCGUCCUCUAUAGUGCUUUCCCAUCGACUGAGCCCCUUAAACACCCCACCCAUGGAGAAAGUUCCCUCCAGUCAUCUCAGCUUGCAGGAAAUUCUUAUCAUUGGCAACUGCUGUGACCAAAUGGCGGACCCUCCCCAGGUGAAGUUCAGCGAGCUGACGCUGGACAUGUUCCGGAUGCUGCAAACAUUGGAGCGGGAACCACAAGAAGAUACUACACAGCUCUAUGAUGCUUCACCUGCUCCUGGAAGGGUACCUUUUCCUGAGAAUGGGGGCACAGGUGAUAGCCGUCCUGGCAAGCGUGAGAACCCACACAAGUACCUGCUGUACAAGCCCACCUUCAGCCAGCUGUUUGUGUUCCUGGCUUCGGGCUUCAAGGAGCUACCACCCAAUGGGGUGCUGCUGCUCUACGUGUCUGCUGAUGGCAGCUUCCCCAAUGUUAAGCACCCUGAAGAGGUUGGUUAUGACUAUGGUGGAGUGACCACUAACAGCAAACGAGAACCUGACCACUCCAAUAAGCGCAACAUCCAGCUAAAAGAUAUGCACUGUCUGUACCCUGGUGACCUGUAUCCAUACACACGGAAGCCACUCUUCCUCAUCAUGGAUAGCGACAACAGCCAUGUGUUCCAGCACAUGCCACGCUUUUUUGGCCAGCCACUGGUGGCCCUCAUGUCUCCUGAGGAUGUGCCACCUGCUUUUCAUGAUCAACAGCAUAAGGGCAACCUGCUGACGCUGUUCCUGCACAGUCCAUUGACAGCCCUGUGCUUCGUGUGCCAUGUAGUCGAUGUGCCGGUCUCUCUUUGGGACAAGGCCCUGGGUCACCUUAAUCGCUUUAUGGCGGAGGCUAGCCGUGUCCUCAUACGCUCCCGCAGCAUAGAUCCCGCAUACUUGCAAUUCUAUGGUGAUGACUUCCUAAGGUUGUUGAUGCUGAGGUUUAUCUUCUGUCAUGUUGUCCUAAAACUACAUCGAAUGUUCAAGAUUAAGUAUUCGGUGGGGGACCCAGAGAACUUGUAUCAGAGGAUGCCUCAGGCAGCCAUGGGCACGCCUCCCUACCAGAGCCUGCCGGGGUCCAACUACCUGCCUCGGUCACACCCCCCAAUCCCCGAGAGUGAGGUCUUGGACCACCCAGCCUUGCAGCGCACCAUUCUGGAGCUCGCAGAAGUGCUGGAUGUGCGCUCUCUCUUUUCGGAGAUAGAUGAAGCUGACUGACAGGCGGUAAUGUUCACCCUGGCCUGAGUGGGAAAAUGCCACAAGCUUAACCGGUCUUUCUUCCUUUUCUGCCCACCUUCUUCCUCCUGCGAGCCUUAACACAGUGGGUGCUUUUAUCCCCGACACUUGACUCCUCUUCAAGCUCUCCUUCGUGCACUGUGGUCAGGGCAUUGUUGCCAUGUUUUCCAGGUGACAUGCUGCAACUGUUAGUAUAUUUUUUUUUCUCUGAAUGCUAAGAGAAGAAAAUUGCAUUUUCUUUUUCUAUAAUGGCGAUUUCACUCGCACAGCUGUAUUCAGCUCUAUUAAGCAGCUGGUGCUCAGUGGAAGUUCUAAAGUAGGCCCUUGGAUAUUCGGAUCAAAGUGCAAAUGGGCUUUAGUCAUGAGAAAGGGCAAUAAACGCACUGCCAAAAGUUGCUGAAGUCUAUGCUACAAAGGUCGUAAAUGUUCUCAGCUCAUCAGUACCUUUUUUUUUUUAUUUGGAAGUUGCUGCUAAACAUCCAGGCCUUGCCCUCUAGCAUGUUUUCUUUCAUAUAGUAUUGUAAAAGAAGCUAUUAUUAUACAAGCCCAAAACAGGUGAGGCAGGUCAUAUUAUGUGCUUGUGUUGAUGGAAAUGCCUAACAUUCACGGAUAUUGUUAGCUGAUGUGUUCCCAAGGAACGACUUCACCAUAUGUUGUUCUGAGGCAGUUUGUUUUAGUAUUAUGUACUGGGCUUGUAUAAGCAACCAUUGAAAACUUUUAUGUAAAUUUUAAUUUAAGGAAGCAGAGUGUAAGCAUGCACAAGUGCAUUUUGCUAAUUUUGUUGGUCGAACUAAGCUUUGUUUUGUCAUCAUCACGCAAGCAAUAUUGUUUGAUAUGUAACUUGUUUUUUGCUUGUGCCAUAACAUAUCGAGUGAUUGGUUCUCUAUGAAUAACGACCUUUCCUCUUUGUAUUCUGCUAAGUAAGAAGUGGACUUAGCAGCUAAAAUGGGACUGAAGUUUAGCUCUCUACACAUGGGAAUUGUGAGUUACUUGGCAGCGGCUGCGCAGUAGCUUGUAGAGUUGCUAUGCUUUUUCUUUUCAGGGUCAAUUAACAGUACUUUAUUAUUAAAAAAGUACUGAUACUGUA
Molecule: messenger RNA, 3337 nt
Organism: Dermacentor andersoni
Lineage: Eukaryota; Metazoa; Arthropoda; Arachnida; Ixodida; Ixodidae
Product: protein SCAI
Biological process (GO): DNA-templated transcription
Molecular function (GO): transcription corepressor activity
Source: RefSeq, a predicted model, not a curated record